AUGGUGGCGACGACGUUGGCCUCGCCGAGUUCGGCCAGCGGGCUGCUGGCCAUGCUCAACGAGCCUCACCCGGAGCUCAAGCUGCACGCUCUCGAGAAAAUCAACUCGCUCAUCCACCUCUUCUGGCCGGAGAUCUCCACCAGCGUCCCCACCAUGUCCGUGAUUCUUCCUCCCCAUCCUGGCAUCCAUUCCCCCUCGUCCUCCUUGCUCGUUCUAGGGUUCCGUGGAAUCUCCCGACUGGCAGUCGAAACAGAUCCGGGUAGAUUUGUGAACUGUGGCUGUUUGUGGAUCUUUGACUCAAUUUAAAACUUGAAUCUUUGAGACCAGCAAACAGUCUAUGUGCUUAUCAAUCAUUUCUUUCCACAUUCCCUUCUGUUGCCCGUGCCUGUGCCCCUCAUUUUUCUAUGUAUGUUCAUUUUUCUUUAAUGUUGUUUUCUUGGCGACGAAACCUAUAACAAAUAUUUGAAGACACUGAUGUGCUCUCCCUUCGCUCUCUCUCUCUCUCUCUGUCUUUCGCGCUCUGCAGUGAAAGCCUGUAUGAGGACGAGGAGUUCGAGCAGAGGCAACUCGCUGCGUUGGUAGCGUCGAAGGUGAGAUUUUUGUUAUCUUUGACUUUAUGCUUUGUUAGCUUUGGGAUAUGCGUGAGCCUUUUUUUCCUGUAAACGUGGGGGUGAUAUUGUACGGCUUUAGUGAAACCAGCUAACUCGACCAAGAACAAAAAUGAGACCUUCUCGAAUGGUAAUCAACCUUAUAAUCAAGGACUAGCCUGGCCAUUGACAACAACAAACCCCAGGUCCCGACAUGGUGCAUCAAAUUAUUAGACCACGCUGGCUCGCCUUUUCUCAUAAUCACAUUUGCGAAAACCUGACAGAGCCAAGAAACAGCAUGUUUUCGUUGUGGGGAAUUUUUUUGGUUGACUUGAAAUUUGGUAUGUGAGCGUUCUGCAUUUAUCCAGUGCAGUCCCAGUGUGGUACUGCAUGGCACGAGCCUAACUCACCGGGAUAUCCAAUAUUAACGAUAAUUUCCAGCAGAUGCUUUUGUAUAAAGAUGAAGAAAUUUGGACCGUUAUACUGACCAUCGUUAUGCCUAAUGAUUUCUCUUUUCCACCACUGGGGGAAAUGAGUAAUAUCUCUAAUUCCUUGACUUCUCCCUCCCUCCUUUUGUCUCUUCUCAAUCUGUCUCUAUAUUAUAUCCUUCCGUCAAGUCAUUUAUUUUAUUGAGAGGAAGUUCAUGGAGGAUUGAGUGACUUUCAUCACUCAAUCCUUCAUGAACUUCCUCUCCAUAAAUAUUCAUAUUUGGGAUUGCUUAUUUUUUCGCCGGUAAAUUUGUGCCACAAGAUAUGCCUGAAGUGGUUGAUGAUCUUAGACUUUAAGAGGGCUUGCGACAGGGUGGGGCAGAAUUGCCAUCGUUAGAUUUUAUAGGAUACUAUGUCGGAUAAUCAAUGGUUGAACCACGGACCAUAUAAUGUACUCGAUGCUAAUGGCACUGGUAAACGACUGACUAACUAGUUACUCUAUACCACGAGAGGAUUGAAUCUAGCGGUCGUUUUUAUUUCUUUCCCUGUUCCACGUUCACUGUUCUCUUUGUCUUUUUGUCUCUCAUGUUUACUCUAUUCCAUGAGUGUCGUGUGGGACCAUUUAGUGAGAACAGGUCUUAAAAGGGGCUUUUAUUUACAUGCUACGGACCCUCAAAUCACUCAUAGCCUACAUAUUGACGAUAUUAUCUUCAUUUGUAAGUUAUGAUGGGGUAACUUUGUGAUAUGAGGUAGAUUGGAAACAUAUGUUUAGAGACUAGUAGGGAGAAAGGAAAGAACUAGUGGUUUAUCCGUAUUGUGCAUCUAGUCUUUCCCAUUUUAUUCUUAUUAAUAUCUUGGAUCGUGAAGUUGGUGCCAAGAAUGCCAUAGUUUAUUCGGAGGAGAUUGAGAAAUGGAGGCUUAAUUACUUUUGCAUUAAAAGCGGUCACCUUUCAUUCGUCAUUUUGUGUUUAAAAGGUGGAAAUUGAAGAAGAUAGGUUGCUGGCACAGGUGACAACGAGAUCAUUCAAGGAUAUGGGACUUCCAAUAUUGUGUGUGUCUAGCAGCAUUUUUUAUUGAUAGCGAACUCGCAAGUUGCCAAAGCAGUCGAAAAUAAGAAUUAUUAUCAUCCUUUUCUUAACAUUGUUUCGGAUUAUAGGGCAAAGUUCUUAAGCUGUAACAUAUGUAGUGUAAUUCUGUAGGAGAACAAGACUUUGAAUCCCUCGCAAGUGGAACUGAAAGGUGUUCGCUGUGGUUGGCACCUUCACUGUUUUAUGUUUGCCAUGUCGCCAUCAUAAUGGAGACCAUACUUAAUGAAAGUAAACAUUACCGUACGACCACCAAAGUAUGUGUUCUUGAAACAUGUUAUGGGGUAUUAAAAGUUUUAUACGAAACAAAAAGUAUUGUAAUGCAUAUCACGUCAAGUAGAUUAUCGAAAAUUAGCUAAGUUGUGCAUAUUUAAUGAUAAAAUGUGUUAGCUCAUCUUUAACCUCAACUACUGAAUGUGAUCAUCGAUGAGCUUAUCAACCAGGAAGUACCGAACCAUGAUUUCGAAGUUAGCCAAUACUAGCGUAUUUUUUCUUGAAGUUAUCAUUGGCUUUCUCUCUAAUUGAAACAUCACUUGAUACAGGUCUAAGGUAGUUCUGAGAACUAUUCACAUCAAUGAUACGGAUACUGUAUUUGAUGUUGAUUUUGAAAGAGGAAUGCUUUUUAACGAUGGAAAUCAAGUAUUCGAUAGAAUGAAACCUUAUUCAUAAACUUUGUGCGGGUAGGGCGUGCAAAGAGUUAAACCUAGAUUAGGGAAACCUAGAACUUUAGUUCACAGUAGAGUUGUUGGUCAACGAGGCUAUAGGAAGGAGGGUUUAUUUCCAACACUUCAUGCUAUUCUGGGGAAAAAAUGGACAGGGAUGCCUGGUUGUUGCUGUUUUUUUUUUUUUUUGGGUUGUAGAAAGUCUUAUAAUUCAUGAAUAAUCUGAUGAAUUAUAUUCUUGUUAUAUGACAAUAACGGUGGAAUAACCCUUGCCCAGACACGUAGGAACCUUAAGAAGUAAACUAGUUAAACUUUUCUUAUAAUCUGACAAUGAGGCUGUUUUUAAUCCAAAUAUGGGGCAUCGAAAUCGAAAAAUUCCUGACUAAAAGACUCGCCUAUUUACUUCAUAUUUUUAUUUAAAUAUUCAUUCUUCUGUGUUGAAUCACUUAAGGCAUAAAGGCCGCCUUUAUGCAGUUCAUAUAGUUUUUAUUAUUUUGAUUUAUUUUUAUCGUAUGUGUACUAAAAAUUUAAUGCAAUAGAUGCUGUACUGUUUAGAUCUGUUGUCUAUGCCCAAUAGAUGCCUUUCGUGUUGGGUUGUGAUUUUAUUAUGUUCGUCAGCCAUGGUUUGUUAAUGCUGAGAUAAAUUCAAUUGACGAUUGUUUAUGUCCAUACAAGAAUUGUUGAUAACUGCUCUGGUUUGUAUUUGUACGCCAUUAUGUUGUCUUCUCUUGACCUUGCUUAUAUGGGUCCUUGUUUCACCCUUUGGCAGGUAUUUUACUACCUUGGAGAACUUAAUGACUCAUUGUCUUAUGCUCUUGGUGCUGGACCAUUAUUUGAUGUUUCUGAGAUUUCUGAUUACGCCCACACUCUUCUCGGUAGGAAGGCUUUUCUCUCGCAGAUACCUUGCACCUCGUCUAGGGAAACUACUAAAUCCUGUGUUAUUUCCAUUUCAGCCAAAGCUUUAGACGAAUAUGCGAGUCUUAAGUCGAAGUAUUUAAAGUCUAAUGAAGAAGCUGUCACGAUUGAUCCAAGAUUGGAGGCCAUUGUGGAAAGAAUGCUAAAUAAGUAUGUGAUACAUUCCAUCCAAAAUGAUUGAAGUCUUUAUAUAUCAUGACCAUUGCGGACCUAUAGAAGUAUAGUGGUUGAUUCAAUUUGAAGGGAUUGAUUCUUUUUUUUUAUUCUGUAGAUGUAUUUUAGAUGAAAAGUAUCAACAAGCAAUGGGAAUGGCUGUUGAGUGUAGAAGAUUGGAUAAGCUAGAAGAAACAAUUAUGCGCAGUGAUAACGUUCACAGUGCACUUGCAUAUUGUAUUAACCUUUCCCACACCUUCGUCAAUCACAGAGAAUACCGUUCUGAGGUAUGCAUCCUUCCACUUCGUUCAGCAUUCCUUGAAUCUAAUGUCAAAUGAUUCAAAAUUGUAUGCGUUACCGACUACUACUGGGUGAUCAUCUAUAACAUAAUCUAUUUAUGGAUAUGUGGGGUAGGUUUUGAUUUGAGGAGUUUAGAGCCUCUUAAGUGAGAUGCUGGUUCUUGAAUCUGGCUUAGGGCCAGCAGUAAAUAUAGUAGCAUUUUUUUUUUAUUUGAGGAGGUUUUUUGCGCUGUUGAUGGAGUUGAUCACUUUUUGUUUCUUGAGGACAUGCGAACGUGCUUUCUAUAUUCAAAGAAAAUUUCUCUGGGGAGUGAAAGGUGAGGGUUAUGCUGUUUGGCCCACUUUCUGCUGGGGGAGGGUGAACAAAGAAAUCAAAUUGGGAGAUGUGAAAACAAUUUAUUUGGAUGUGCUUAGUUCAGCUCUCCUUUGUAGAUGGAUGUGAAGAUUUUCGAAGAACUUCUCGACUAUUUCUUUUAUUCUGUUGAAACCUUUUUCAUUGGUAUUUAAUAAAUACCCUUUCGUCUUUUCUAAAAUUUACCUGACCAUUUCCCAGUUUAGGCCCUGACUAUAUAUUACCUACAUCCUUGCAGGUUCUUCGGCUUCUUGUUAAAAUUUACCAGAGUUUGCCAUCUCCUGAUUACGUGAGCAUCUGCCAAUGUCUUAUGUUUCUAAAUGAACCUGAAGGCGUUGCUGCUAUACUUGAGAAGCUUCUCCUGUCUGGAAGCAAGGUACUUUGUGUACUUGGAUUCAUUUUCACGCACACAAUCUGAACGGCUGCUUAAUGAAUUUAAACUUUUUGUCAGGAUGAUGCUCUUCUGGCCUUCCAGAUAGCAUUCGAUCUUGUGGAGAAUGAGCAUCAAGCCUUUCUUUUAAAAGUGAGAGAUCGUCUGCCAGACUCCCGACCGCAAGCUUUGAGUGGACAGCCUGUGGAGUCAGUUGACCCUGAACACGUUGAAACAGGCUCACCAAAUGGAUAUGUUUCUACUGAUGUUAUAAUUCCUACAAGCGCCACAGUGGAUGCUCAUAUCGAUGGUCCUAAUGGUUCGAAUCCAGCAUCAGGGGUAAAGGAGCCCAAUGACUUCACAAAGCUUAAGGGAAUUUUAUCUGGAGAGACUCCAAUACAGCUAACUUUGCAAUUUCUCUAUAGCCAUAACAGGUUAGACAUUAUUUUUUAGCAUUAUCCACCUUUUUUAUUUUAGAAACUCUCCUUUUUGGGGGAGGGGUUUUUGUGAAAAGUUUUUAUGAUGAUCGGGAUACAUGAAUAGGUCGGAUCUUUUGAUUCUGAAGACAAUAAAGCAGUCGGUGGAAAUGAGAAACAGUGUUUGUCACAGUGCAACUAUUUGUGCCAAUGCAUUAAUGCACGCUGGAACAACUGUGGACACAUUUCUUAGGGAAAAUCUGGUGACGUUAAAUUUCCACUUGUUUAUACAGUUUUUCGGUUUAGAUCUUGAUCUGGUAUUCCUCUUUUUCCACCUGACUGAUUAUAGCUCUAUGAUAAUCUAGGAAUGGUUGAGUAGGGCAACUAACUGGGCUAAGUUCAGUGCCACUGCUGGGUUAGGUGUCAUUCACAGAGGUCACCUUCAGCAAGGUAGGUCUCUGAUGGCACCUUACCUGCCCCAGAGUGGUGCAGCGGCUAGCUCUAGUCCAUACUCAGAAGGUGGUGCUCUUUACGCUCUGGGCCUUAUUCAUGCGAAUCAUGGUGAAGGCAUCAAACAAUUUCUUCGUGAAAGUCUUCGGAAUACUAAUUCUGAGGUGCCUGUUUUACCCCUUUUCAGCAUAACUUCCAUUAUCCAAGAUUUUUGAUUGCUUGAGGUUAACGAAAGUGCUUUUUCCCGGCUUCAGGUCAUCCAGCAUGGUGCUUGUUUAGGUCUGGGAUUGGCAGCCCUGGGAACUGCAGAUGAGGAAAUAUAUGAAGAUGUAAAGAAUGUCCUGUAUACAGACAGUGCAGUAGCUGGUGAGGCCGCUGGUAUCUGUAUGGGAUUACUUAUGGUUGGAACGUCCAGCAAGAAGGCGAGUGAGAUGCUUGCGUAUGCACAUGAUACACAACACGAGAAAAUAAUUAGGUGAGACUGUUCUGUUGCAUGGCGCGUCUUAUUUCCUUAACACAAUCUAGACCAGUGGUGGUAAUCGGCCAUCUGUUUUAACUCUGUUUUGGGUGGUUAAUCAUUACAACAACUGGUUUUUGAAUACUGAUGCUGGCAACUAUAAGACUCCCUGGAAUUUGAGGUGGAUUGAAAUUAUUGCAGACCAAUGGCCUCAAUUUUAAUGUGCUUAAUCCUCGGACGAUAUGAAGACCUGAGAACUGAAAUGAGGCUUACGAACUGUAUUAUUCUGCAUUGCAUUGGUUUUUGGCAAAGAACAUUACAAAACUUCGUAUAUCAUGUGAUGUGCAGUUUUCUUUUUCUUUUUUUUUCAUGCAUCUCUUAGCUCAUGUCUUCACUAUUGUUUCAGGGGGUUAUCCCUCGGGAUCGCGCUGACAGUUUAUGGGAGGGAAGAGGAGGCCGACACAUUGAUUGAGCAGAUGACAAGAGAUCAAGAUCCGAUUCUUCGGUAUGGUGGGAUGUACGCAUUGGCUUUGGCCUACAGAGGGACCUCCAACAAUAAGGCUAUCCACCAAUUGCUGCAUUUUGCUGUAUCAGACGUGAGUGAUGAUGUCAGGAGGACGGCGGUUUUGGCCCUCGGAUUUGUUCUAUGCUCAGAACCCGAACAGGUUUGUAUAUUAAUCUUAUUUUGUGAGCUCCAUCGACCUUUUAUAUUGUCAUGUACAUCAUGUGGGUGACCCUAUGAUCUGGGGUGGGGGCCGUCCCCCCCCCAGUGUACAUGUUUCAUGUGUUCUCAUUCAAUUCCUUGAUCUAUUUAUUUCUUUUUGUGUGUAUGUGAAAGAGUGUUGGUUAAGAAACGUGAGAAGAUUUUCUGGUGAUUCUGGGUUUUGAUUAAGUUUUAGGAGAGUCAGUUGAGUAGUCUGUCUGAUAGCAGAAGAUAAUAUAAGUUUGAUGGUACCUGAGAGGCCCUUCUUUCUGGACAAAGUUCUUCAGAACGUGAAAGCAUCUGAAUUUUUACAGGGAAUUUGAAUUUAAAGAUAUCUAUAAACAAUACCUCUUUUUUUUUUUAUUAAUUCUUAGAUGGCUUCAAGAUUUGGUAGCCCCAUGUGCAUUGCCUAUGUAGAACAUUCACUAAUUUUAUAGGUAACAAUCUGUUUUGGGCAGUCCUCAUUCACCGAGUGUUGUCUUGAAAUUAGACCCUUGUCAUUCGUGCUUCUGCAAAAUCCAUGAUGCUACUGGAAAGACUAUAUCAGGCUUCAUUUUGGUUGUGAGGUCAUGUUCCUCGUAGAAAGAAACCCUGACUUAUUGCUCCAUGGGCUCUCUUCUGGGGACAUCAUCUGUAUGUGACAUCUUGAUAACUCUGAUCAAUCCAUCAUUGUUUGAUGAUCAUUUCAUAAACCAGGAAAUCAAUCAUCCUUGGUUGACUAGUCAUCAGGCAACAGUUGUCUGGCAGAAAAAAAAAUAAAAAAUCGGUGGUUCUAUUGCAGACCACUGCAAACUUUCUCACGGUCAUUCCUCUUGAUCAUGGAUUUACAGACUCCAAGAAUCGUGUCCCUGCUCUCGGAAUCUUACAAUCCCCACGUACGGUAUGGUGCGGCAUUAGCUGUUGGCAUUUCCUGUGCUGGUACUGGAUCCAGUGAAGCCAUAUCUCUGUUGGAGCCUCUCACAUCGGACGUCGUAGACUUUGUUCGCCAGGGAGCCCUUCUGGCUAUGGCCAUGGUCAUGAUUCAAGUCAACGAGUCCUAUGACUUCCGGGUUGGGAUGUUCAGGUAUGUUCUACUGCCGCCGUUCUGAUAUGAUAACCCGUCUCCCCCCCCUUCUCCAUCCUCGUGAUUCACCGGCAUUUCUCUGCCGGAUUCUUUACCUUGUGCCAGGCGCCAACUGGAGAAGAUAAUUCUCGAUAAACAUGAAGACACGAUGAGCAAGAUGGGUGCCAUUUUAGCUUCUGGGAUUCUCGAUGCUGGCGGGCGGAAUGUCUCGAUCAAGUUGCUCUCGAAGAACAGUCACGAUAGGAUGACCGCCAUUGUUGGGCUCGCCGUCUUCAGUCAGUUUUGGUACUGGUACCCGCUCCAAUACUUCAUCAGCCUGUCGUUCUCUCCCACUGCCUUCAUCGGGCUCAACUACGACCUCAAGGUCCCCAGUUUCGAGUUCCUGUCGAACGCCAAACCUUCUCUGUUCGAGUACCCUCGGCCCACCACACCCCCCACCUCUUUGUCCACCGUGAAGCUUCCCACUGCGGUGCUGUCCACAUCUGCCAAGGCGAAGGCGAGAGCCAAGAAAGAUGCUGAACAGAAGGCCAACACCGAAAGAGGUUCUGGCGAAGAGGCGGCUUCAGGGUCAGGGAAGAGCCAAAAAUCUUCGGAAAAGCCCGCCGAUGCCAUGCAGGUGACAGCCUCUCUUCACUCUUUCUGCUGCUUCCUAGUCACUCAAGAAAUGGCUUUCAUACCACCUCUUUCCUUCUUCAGGAGAGAGGAAUCAUGGAGUGGGGCGCUUCUCUCUCCUUUACCCAUAUUUUUCUCACGCUUUUAUUGAUAUACUUGCAGGUGGAGCCUACGUCAGAGAGGAAGCCAGAGAGCGAGCCAUCUUCUGCUACACUGGUGAAUCCUUCCCGGGUCCUCCCUGCCCAGGAGAAGCAUAUAAAGCUCCUAGAAGGGAGCAGAUACGUCCCCGUGAAGCAGAAGUACACCAGCAGACCUAUUCUCUCAGGAUUCGUCCUCCUGAGGGAUCUACAGCCCUCUGAAGCGGAGGUGCUUGCGCUCACUGACGCACCAUCGACCGUGACAUCCACCACCGGCGGUGGGUCUGCAGUGGCGCAGCAAGGAUCGACGUCCUCGGCGGCAAUGGCUGUCGACGACGAGCCCCAGCCGCCGCAGCCGUUUGAGUACUCAUCAUGA
Messenger RNA from Spirodela intermedia, 9065 nucleotides. The record is from the annotation of a GenBank genome assembly. NCBI's taxonomy places the organism in Eukaryota, Viridiplantae, Streptophyta, Magnoliopsida, Alismatales, Araceae.